Messenger RNA from Chlorocebus sabaeus (green monkey), 2670 nucleotides. NCBI's taxonomy places the organism in Eukaryota, Metazoa, Chordata, Mammalia, Primates, Cercopithecidae. The record is from RefSeq and is a predicted model, not a curated record.
GUCCCCUCCCCUCCCCUCUCUCCCUCCCACCCCAAGCCGCUUUCACAAACUCCUUUCUUACCGUAGGUUUCUCCCCUCCCGCCGCCCGGGCGAGCGACACGGCUGCGGCCCCCCUCCCCUCCCUUCCCUCCCUCCCUCCCAUCCCCCCCUCCCCGAGACCCACCGGACCCCGAACCCAGAUGGCCGAAACGGGCUCCCCCUCUUAACGAUUUGGCGUCUCCCUCGACCACCACCUCUUUGUGCAGCAGCCCCCGGGCAGACCCUGUUCCGAGGGCAACGCUCCCCAGUCCCCCCACCCCCGACCCUGGAAUCAUGCAUCGGACUACACGGAUCAAAAUCACAGAGCUGAACCCCCACCUCAUGUGUGCCCUCUGUGGGGGGUACUUCAUUGACGCCACCACUAUCGUGGAGUGCCUGCAUUCCUUCUGCAAAACCUGCAUCGUGCGCUACCUGGAGACCAACAAAUACUGCCCCAUGUGUGAUGUGCAGGUCCAUAAAACCCGGCCGCUGCUGAGCAUCAGGUCUGACAAAACCCUUCAAGACAUUGUCUACAAAUUGGUCCCUGGGCUUUUUAAAGAUGAGAUGAAACGGCGGCGGGAUUUCUAUGCAGCAUACCCCCUGACAGAGGUCCCCAACGGCUCCAAUGAGGACCGCGGCGAGGUCUUGGAGCAGGAGAAGGGGGCUCUGAGCGAUGAUGAGAUUGUCAGCCUCUCCAUCGAAUUCUACGAAGGUGCCAGGGACCGGGAUGAGAAGAAGGGCCCCCUGGAGAAUGGGGAUGGGGACAAAGAGAAAACAGGGGUGCGCUUCCUGCGAUGCCCAGCAGCCAUGACCGUCAUGCAUCUCGCCAAGUUUCUCCGCAACAAGAUGGAUGUGCCCAGCAAGUACAAGGUGGAGGUUCUGUACGAGGACGAGCCACUGAAGGAAUACUACACCCUCAUGGACAUCGCCUACAUCUACCCCUGGCGGCGGAACGGGCCUCUUCCUCUCAAGUACCGUGUCCAGCCAGCCUGCAAGCGGCUCACCCUGGCCACGGUGCCCACUCCCUCCGAGGGCACCAACACCAGCGGGGCAUCCGAGUGUGAGUCAGUCAGCGACAAGGCUCCCAGCCCUGCCACCCUGCCAGCCACCUCCUCCUCCCUGCCCAGCCCAGCCACCCCAUCCCAUGGCUCUCCCAGCUCCCAUGGGCCUCCAGCCACCCACCCUACCUCCCCCACUCCCCCUUCGACAGCCAGUGGGGCCACCACAGCUGCCAACGGGGGUACCUCGAACUGCCUGCAGACACCAUCCUCCACCAGCAGAGGGCGCAAGAUGACUGUCAACGGCGCUCCUGUGCCCCCCUUAACUUGAGGCCAGGGACCCUCUCCCUUCUUCCAGCCAAGCCUCUCCACUCCUUCCACUUUUUCUGGGCCCUUUUUUCCACCUCUUCUACUUUCCCCAGCUCUUCCCACCUUGGGGGUGGGGGGCGGGUUUUAUAAAUAAAUCUAUAUAUAUAUGUACAUAGGAAAAACCAAAUAUACAUACUUAUUUUCUAUGGACCAACCAGAUUAAUUUAAAUGCCACAGGAAACAAACUUUAUGUGUGUGUGUGUAUGUGUGGAAAAUGGUGUUCAUUUUUGGGGGGUCUUGUGUAAUUUGCUCUUUUUGGGGGUACCUGGAGAUGAACUGGAUGGGCCGCUGGAGGCUCAGUGAAGCUCUGCACGGUCUUCGCUGUUUCCCAAGGCAGAUGGUGUGUUGGGACCCCUUCAGCCCCAAAGCUUUAGGCACGAUUCCAACUGGCUGCAUAUAGGAGUCAGUUAGAAUUGUUUCUUUCCCCGUUUCUCUCCCCAUCUUGGCUGCUGUCCUGCCUCUGACCAGUGGCUGCCCCCCGCAUUGUUGAAUGUCCAGAAAUUGCUAAGAACAGUGCCUUUUACAAAUGCAGUUUAUCCCUGGUUCUGAGGAGCAAGUGCGGGGUGGAGGUGGCACCUGCAUCACCUCCUACUCUUGCAGUGGAAACUUUGUGCAAAGAAUACAUAGUUCUGCCUCUUUUUUUUUUUUUUUUUUCCCUGUGUGUGUGACCUUUGCAUCAUUUAUCUUGUGGAAAAGAAGAUUCAGGCCCUGAGAGGUCUCAGCCCUUGGAGUUCCACUGUGGCUUUAGCAUUGUGAAGCACUGCACCCCCACCGACCCUACCCUCACCCGGGAACCCUCACUAGCAGGACUGGUGGUGGAGUCUCACCUGGGGUCUAGAGUGGAAGUUGGGGUGGGUUAACCUCACACAAGCACAGACCCCAGACUUUGCCAAAGGCAAACAGCCUUCCAGUUGCCCCUCCACCCCCAGCUGAGGCCUGGUCACCUGGUCAGGACAGAGCAACUGCAUCUAAAAGCACAAGAAGGCAGAAACCUGUAAGCUCUGACCCCACCCCCACCCCUUGAGAGGUCAGCAGACCACCUCCUUAGGGACAGACCCUGGCAGGUCCCUGCCCACCGAGAUUUCCUCACGUGUGCAUAGAUCUGGGAGGAGACGGGAAUCGAGACUCAAGAUUCCAUCACAGCCUAGGUGUGUGGGGUUGGGAGUCCCCUGAUGGGCUUGUCUGUAUUUACACCUUGUCCUGUGUCUGAGGUCCUGUGACUGUACCCUCCUCUGCCCUGGGACAUCUGUAUCUCUUGGCUUUGUAAUAAAUGCUGCAUACUUUC